Molecule: messenger RNA, 2734 nt
Organism: Calypte anna (Anna's hummingbird)
Lineage: Eukaryota; Metazoa; Chordata; Aves; Apodiformes; Trochilidae
Gene: PRELID3B
Product: PRELI domain containing 3B
Exons: 6
Coding region: 109-693 (194 amino acids)
Biological process (GO): phospholipid transport
Cellular component (GO): mitochondrial intermembrane space
Molecular function (GO): phosphatidic acid transfer activity
Source: RefSeq, a predicted model, not a curated record
GGAGGGAACGCCCCGCUCCCCCGCGCAGGCGCGGCGGCUCCGGCCCGCGGCAGCCUCAGCGCCCGGUGCCCGGAGAGCGGCGGUCCCGGUCCCGGUUCCGUCGCCGCCAUGAAGAUCUGGACCUCGGAGCAUGUUUUUGACCACCCCUGGGAAACGGUGACCACAGCUGCCAUGCAGAAGUACCCAAACCCCAUGAACCCCAGCGUGGUUGGAGUGGAUGUCCUGGCCAGACACAUAGACCCUAGUGGGAAGCUGCACAGCCACAGGCUGCUGAGCACAGAAUGGGGAAUUCCCUCCAUUGUGAAAUCGCUCAUUGGCACAUGCAGAACAAAGACAUAUGUGCAGGAGCACUCUGUUGUUGACCCAGUGAAAAAAACAAUGGAGCUGAAAUCCAGUAAUAUUUCAUUUACAAACCUAGUGUCAGUAGACGAGAGGCUUGUCUAUAAACCACACCCUCACAAUCCAAACAAAACCAUUUUGACACAAGAAGCAAUAAUAUCUGUAAAAGGCGUCAGUCUAAGCAGUUACCUAGAAGGGCUAAUGGCAAACACAAUUUCCUCCAAUGCUAAUAAGGGCCGUGAAGCAUUGGAAUGGGUAAUUAAUAGAUUGAAUGCUGAAAUUGAAGAGUUUGCAGCUUCAGCAAGAGGAACCAUGAGGAGUUCAAUGGCAGCAGCAGCAUUUGUAGAGAAAUGAUAGUGGAUAUACUUGUAUUACUAAUAAGUUUUAACAAUUUGAAGCUUCUCUUCAAACCAAAACACGGGUAUCCUUUGUUGUUUAAAGGCAUACUUGUGUAUUAGGCAUGUUUCAAAUUUAAUUUGGAGAAAAGUUGAACUCUUACUAAUGAGGCUGAUGUGCAAAGCCUGGUUAAUACAUUGGUUCAGCUGGACCGAAUUUCGGUUACAGAUGAAGAAAUAAUUUUCUAGUUCCUGUGUUACAUGAACACUAAUGUAAUGUUUUCAGAUAUGAAAUAGGCUCAUCCAGCAAUGAGGCUGCAUGUGGUGAAUGAGACUGGCAUGUUAGGUUAACUUAUAUGGAUUUUUCUUUUUUGUGUGACUUACGGACUACCUCUUUUGGGACCAAGCCCAAAUUAAGCAGAAUGGUUUGUUCCAGCAUUGUUCUGUUUGUUAAUUUUUGACAGUUGUAUAAUACAACUUGGUUAAAUAGAAAGCUUAUUACUUGAUGCUUGAAAUACAAAAGAAUGUACAAUUCUUUUGAUAAGCUUUUUAACUUGUGUGGUUGAGCUAAUACGGUACUCAGACUGAUUUCAGUCAGUAUAGAUAAAACAUAAAACUUGUCACCUGUCUACUGAGACCUAAAUUCUAUUACUAAAUGCAACAGUAAUGAGCUGGGUAUGCAGUAACUUAAAAUUUUACCUAAAACUUCUGGAGUGAGUAUCUCCAUUUCUAAAAGUCCAUUAAAUAAAAGGAUACAAGAAGAGUAGAGCCUUAAAAUCUUGUAAGCCUCUAGGGCAUUUAAGUAGAGUAGGUGUUAAUUUCAGAAUUGAAAAAACCCAAACAUUUAAAGGACUAAAAACCUUUGUGAAGUUGGCUGAAAAGAUACCUAAACUUUAGAGGAAGUGAUAUUAACAAAUUUUAACAAUACACUUGUUAAUUUGGUCAUGCUCCAAAAAUAACCUGCUACAUGAACAUGAUAUUAUCAUGUUGUCCUUUAAUUUUAACAUAGUGUUCUAAGUUCCAGAAGUUCCUUUACCUUUUGAAAUAAUUUACUCACAAUACAAGGCUCUUUAAAUGAGAACCCUGAGAAUAAAGUUUUCUGCAGUUUGUUUCUUGGUACUUGUGGUAGAUUCUUUGUACUGUCACCAGUCACUAUCUGAAGAACAUAAAGGUCAGACCCUGACAUCCUUCUUUACAUAGUGCACUGGUCUGCUGGUAGUCCUCUUGACUUGGCUGCCCUGUGAGACUCCUUCAGUGUGAAGGAAAAAUAGAAUGGCACAGCCCUGAAUCAGCUGAUGCUUGUGUUCUGCUGCCAGAGGCUUUUCCUGGAAUUUUGAUUCUAAGCUUACAAGUAAUUUCAGGACUCUUUUAGUGUUUAUGAACCGUAAUGUCCACUCCAGCACAUUUUAAGUUGCAUGCCACUUCUGCUGUAUCAGAAUUGCCUAUUGAAUCGUGUCUGCUAGAUAUGAGAACUGAAAGUUAUUUUAAGUGGUAAACACAUGGAAACACAAUCUUCUGUAAGAUUCGUGUAGGGGGGGAAAACCAGGUAUAAAUACUCAAUACUUCUAUAUAUAGUUGUAAAACUUCUAAAAAAAACUAACUAUUCUAAAUAUUUUUCUAAAAAGAAAAGAACUUUGAGACUACUUUACUAAUGUGAAAUCACUGAGGUUUGCCAUGAUUUUACAGGUUAUUACAACUGAAGAAACAUUUCAAUUUAAAAAGUGUAUGUUUUCCUGCAAAACUGUACCAUCAUCUCUGAUAAAAAUGGAAGCUUGAAACUGGUUUUAAAUGUUUGUUUAAUCAUUAGCAUCACUUGGCAUUUUAAAGCUGAUUUUUUUUCUUCUUUUCCUAUUUUUUUCUGCACUAAGAACUGUCUAGUAUGAACUCAGUUUGCCCUUGCACUGAAAAAAAACUUUAAUUUUUGCAAGCAUUCACCAACUUCUUGUGAAAGAUCAUUGUUCUUUCUUCUGUUUUAUUUAUAUUCCUUCAUUCUCAUUCUAUCAGGAAGUACAGCUUUCUGUAUGUGGAGCUUUUAAAAUAAAAUUUCAUCUGAGUUCUGG